Molecule: messenger RNA, 1347 nt
Organism: Symbiodinium pilosum
Lineage: Eukaryota; Dinophyceae; Suessiales; Symbiodiniaceae
Source: the annotation of a GenBank genome assembly
AUGGCUCCGGCAUUAGCAAGAUUGCUGUUGAAGAAUGGCUGUUGUUCCCACAAAAGCCCUGGUGCAGGCUUCGGGAAGCCACCUAGGAUCCGCAAAACCUGGACAUCUGCGGAUGAGCUGCAUGCAAACUUCCGCAGCUUCUGCAAAUAUGGGAGGCUCGACGCGGUGUCGGAGCUAGUCAGCAGCUCUUCAAAGGACUUCUGGUGUCGCUUCGCCUCCAAACAGUUCAACGAGACCGGGCUCGUCCUGGCAUCCAAGUACGGGCAGCAUGAAGUCGUGAGAUCGACUACGUGGCGAACGGCGGCACAGCUCUCCAAUGGGCCUGCAAAUCCUACUCGCAGGACAACUACGCCAGGAUGGAGCCGCGACAGGUGGCCACAGUGCAGUACCUGCUUGGGGAAGGUGCCCAGAUGCGCGUCCGGCGUCCAAACUCCGAGGAGUUCUAUGAUGCCUUGCUUAUGGCAGUCACCCGCGGCAGCGUUCCCAUGGUUAUGCUCCUGCGAGCUGCUGGUGCCGAGGUCACGGAAUCUGCGGAGUCGGCUGCAAAAAAGGUGGGGUGGCGCGGUCUCGAGGGCCUUGCUCUCGGAGGAGAAGAUCUCCGUGCCGUAUGAGGCGCCAUCCUAUUGGACUCACCAGUCAGAGGAUCCCAUUGUGCAGCAGAUUCUCGAGGGCUCGGACAUUGAGAAGCAGCUGCAUCAGGCGCUGCAGCACACCUUCAAAAGCACUCGCACACGGGACCGCAAGGGACGAGCACCAAGAAGCCUCCGGCUCGUUCGAGCAGAGCGCAUUGAGAACUCGGCAGUGUGGGCCCGCUACCUCAACGCUGCUGCCACAUUGGAGAAGAGGAGGCCAUCUGGCUGCACCGCCAUCCAGGACCUGGAUGGGGAUCCCCAACAUGGCCACGUCCGAACCUGGGAGCCUUUGGGGGAGCUCAGCAGCCGGCUGAAAAGCCACCUAGCAGAGCUGUACCUUUUCCAUGGCACCAGUCCAAAGGGUGCGCGGGCCAUUUCCGAACAGGGCUUCCGCCGAAUCAUGGCAGGCCUGAAUGCUGGCACAGCCUUUGGGCGCGGCUGUUACUUUGCAGAGGCUUCCUCCAAAUCGGACGAGUAUGCACAGGCAAAUGAUGACGGGCACUUUGUCAUGUUGCUCUGCAGAGUCGUAUGUGGAGAGAUGUUCCGAAUUACGGACCGGGAUCCAUUGGCUUUGUCUGAUGCCCUGCACAGUGGUAAGUAUGACUCUGUGCUAGCUGACCGCGAGGCAUCUGUUGGCACUUAUCGUGAGUUCGUAGUCUUUGAUGAGGAGUGUGUUUAUCCAGAAUACCUGAUACUCUAUGAUAGAGAGUUUUGA